Molecule: messenger RNA, 1551 nt
Organism: Dipodomys spectabilis (banner-tailed kangaroo rat)
Lineage: Eukaryota; Metazoa; Chordata; Mammalia; Rodentia; Heteromyidae
Gene: Psma8
Product: proteasome 20S subunit alpha 8
Exons: 7
Coding region: 472-1224 (250 amino acids)
Biological process (GO): ubiquitin-dependent protein catabolic process
Cellular component (GO): proteasome core complex, alpha-subunit complex; proteasome core complex; nucleus
Source: RefSeq, a predicted model, not a curated record
GCCUAGACAGCCAGAUCAGUGGGAUCUCGGGGGUGAAAGGUCUCACAUCCAAUUGUAAGUGGGUGAGCCCCUGAGUUCAAGUCCCAGGAUUGGCACGUACACACAAAAAGGGCCAACAAGCAGAAUGCUGGCCUAACACGUGUGAAACCCUGUAUUCAGUCCUAGUACCACGAAAAAUGAAUCACAGUGAAUAAUCUGGCACCGCUCAGGGUAAAACCGAGGUGGAAAACUAGGAGCCAAGACCGGGCAGGAAGAGCACCACCGCCUCACCGGAACAGAGACAACUCACAGGCCUUGCUAGGGGAAGGAUGGAAUGACUUCCGGUAUGGAGGACUUCCGGUAUGCGCAGGAGCUUCUGGGAGACAGAAGCACCAGGCAGUGCACGACUUCCGGGAGUUAGCGCGUGGUGGUGGAUGCUCAGUCCACCAGCUUGAGCUGCUCUGAGACUGCGCAUCUCUAUAGUCCUGUGCCAUGGCCUCUCGCUACGACAGGGCAAUCACUGUCUUCUCUCCAGAUGGACAUCUUUUCCAAGUGGAAUAUGCCCAGGAAGCCGUGAAGAAAGGCUCCACAGCGGUUGGAAUUCGAGGAACCAAUAUAGUUGUCCUUGGAGUAGAAAAAAAAUCAGUUGCCAAGCUUCAAGAUGAAAGAACUGUGAGGAAAAUUUGUGCUCUUGAUGACCAUGUUUGCAUGGCCUUUGCAGGACUGACUGCUGAUGCAAGAGUAGUGAUAAACAGAGCCCGGGUGGAAUGCCAGAGCCAUAAGCUUACAGUUGAAGACCCAGUCACUGUAGAAUACAUAACUCGCUUCAUUGCAACUUUAAAGCAGAAAUAUACCCAGAGCAAUGGAAGAAGACCUUUUGGUAUUUCUGCCUUAAUUGUAGGUUUUGAUGAUGACGGCAUCCCAAGAUUGUAUCAGACGGAUCCCUCUGGUACCUAUCAUGCUUGGAAAGCCAAUGCAAUAGGUCGAAGUGCUAAAACUGUUAGAGAAUUUCUAGAAAAGAAUUACACAGAAGAUGCCAUAGCAAAUGACUAUGAAGCUAUCAAGCUAGCAAUAAGAGCUUUGCUAGAAGUUGUCCAGUCUGGUGGAAAAAAUAUUGAACUGGCUAUAAUAAGAAGAAAUCAACCAUUGAAGAUGUUUAGUGCCAAAGAAAUUGAAUUCCAAGUAACUGAAAUAGAAAAAGAAAAGGAAGAAGCAGAGAAGAAAAAAACAAAAAAGAACAUUUAAAAUCUUCAGAUGACCACUAAAAGCUUCUAAUGUUUUGUUGUACUUGUUUAGAAUUACUUAGCAAAAGUUUAGAGGAAAUAAUUUAAAGUGAGCAUAAGCUUAGAUCUUAUAUGCAGUUUUAAAAAUGGCAGGUUUGUGGCUAUCUUUGGUCUGCUACAUAGUCAAGCAUAGGUUCAUGUGAAGACUGUCUUUGAAAGCAUGUUGCUUUUUUUCACAAAAAACUUUAAGUAAAUAUAAAAAUUUAAUUUUAAAAAGUCAUGUUAUGAAGCAACUAGCUAUGAUCAAAUAAACAAUAUGAGUUAUAUUUCUUGGUGAAUGAUAAAAACA